GCAAAAUACAUCUCCCAGUGCAUCGAUGAGAUCAAGCAGGAGCUGAAGCAGGAUAACAUUGCAGUGAAAGCAAACGCCGUCUGCAAACUCACAUAUUUACAGAUGCUGGGCUAUGACAUCAGUUGGGCUGCUUUCAACAUUAUUGAAGUCAUGAGUGCAUCAAAGUUUACAUUCAAAAGAAUCGGUUACCUAGCUGCCUCUCAGUGCUUUCAUGAAGGGACUGAUGUAAUUAUGUUGACUACUAAUCAGAUCCGAAAGGAUCUGAGUAGCCCUAACCAGUAUGAUACUGGAGUUGCACUGACUGGCUUGUCCUGUUUUGUUACUCCAGAUCUUGCCAGGGACUUGGCAAAUGACAUCAUGACACUGAUGUCUCAUACAAAGCCUUAUAUCAGGAAGAAGGCAGUGUUAAUCAUGUAUAAAGUUUUUUUGAAGUACCCAGAGUCUCUCCGUCCCGCGUUUCCUCGCCUUAAAGAGAAACUUGAAGAUCCAGAUCCCGGUGUGCAGUCUGCUGCAGUAAAUGUUAUUUGUGAGCUGGCUCGACGCAAUCCCAAAAACUACCUUUCCCUUGCUCCGCUCUUUUUCAAGUUGAUGACGUCAUCAACCAAUAAUUGGGUUCUCAUUAAAAUUAUAAAACUGUUUGGUGCUCUUACUCCAUUAGAACCUAGACUGGGAAAGAAAUUGAUUGAGCCUCUGACCAACCUCAUCCAUAGCACUUCAGCCAUGUCUCUCUUAUAUGAAUGUGUGAACACAGUAAUAGCAGUUCUGAUCUCUCUGUCCUCUGGGAUGCCUAAUCACAGUGCUAGCAUCCAGCUUUGUGUUCAGAAGUUAAGGAUAUUGAUAGAAGAUUCUGACCAGAACUUGAAAUACCUGGGACUGUUAGCUAUGUCCAAAAUCCUGAAAACACAUCCUAAAUCAGUUCAAUCUCACAAGGAUCUCAUUCUCCAGUGUUUGGAUGACAAAGAUGAGUCUAUACGACUCAGAGCUUUAGAUCUUCUCUACGGCAUGGUGUCGAAGAAGAACUUGAUGGAGAUAGUGAAGAAACUGAUGAUUCACGUGGAUAAAGCAGAAGGAACGACGUACCGGGAUGAGCUGCUGACCAAAAUCAUAGAUAUUUGUAGUCAGUCCAAUUAUCAAUAUAUCACAAACUUUGAAUGGUACAUAAGCAUCUUGGUGGAGCUGACUCGGUUGGAAGGCACACGACACGGACACCUUAUAGCAGCUCAGAUGUUAGAUGUAGCUAUCAGAGUUAAAGCCAUUCGUAAAUUUGCAGUUUCCCAGAUGGCUAUGCUUCUGGACAACGCUCAUCUCAUAGCCAGCAACACCCAGAGAAAUGGAAUCUGUGAGGUGCUUUACGCUGCUGCUUGGAUAUGUGGGGAGUUCUCUGAACACCUCGAGGAAGCAAACCAAACUUUAGAAGCUAUGUUGAGGCCUAAAGUUACAACUCUACCAGGCCACAUCCAGGCGGUUUAUGUCCAGAACAUGGUGAAGCUCUAUGCCUCCAUCCUACAGCAGAAAGAGCAGUCUGGGGAAAAGGAAGCAGCUCAGGAAAUUACACAGCUGAUGAUUGAGCGUUUGCCUCAGUUUGUACAGAGUGCAGAUCUAGAAGUUCAGGAGAGGGCUUCUUGCAUUUUGCAACUAAUAAAAUAUAUUCAGAAGCUCCAAAUAAAAGAGGUACCUGUAGCUGAGGAAGUAAUAGCCCUGUUUGCUGGUGAGCUGAACCCUGUGGCUCCUAAAGCACAGAAGAAAGUACCCGUUCCAGAGGGCUUGGACCUUGAUGCCUGGAUCAAUGAACCUCCAUCAGACAGCGAGUCUGAAGAUGAAAAGCCCAAAACAAUAUUCCAUGAUGAGGAACAAAGGCAUUCCAGACAUAGACAGCCAGAAAUAGAUGAAGAGGAACUGGCCAGACGUCGAGAAGCCCGGAAACAAGAACAGGCAAACAACCCAUUCUAUAUAAAAAGCUCUCCUUCCCCGCAGAAGCGAUACCAAGACACUCCAGGUGUGGAACAUAUACCUGUGGUCCAGAUUGACCUUUCUGUCCCCUUAAAAGUUCCAGGAAUGACUAUGUCUGACCAGUAUGUGAAACUGGAAGAAGAACGAAGACACAAACAGAAACUGGAGAAAGACAAGAAAAAGAAAAAACAGAAAAAAGAGAAGAGAGGUAAACAUCAUCGCCACAACUCUCUGCACACGGAGAGUGAGGAGGACAUUGCUCCAGCUCACCAUGUCGAUAUCAUAACAGAAGAGAUGCCAGAGAAUGCUUUGCCCAGUGAUGAAGAUGACAAAGAUCCCAAUGAUCCAUAUAAGGCACUUGAUAUAGAUCUGGAUAAACCCUUAGCAGACAGUGAGAAACUGCCAGUGCAGAGACACAGAAAUGUUGAGACCCUGAAGUCACCCGACUCAGAAGCUCCCUUAGUUGAGAAGAAGAGCAAGAAACCCAAAAAGAAGGAAAAGAAACACAAAGAAAAAGAGAGAGACAAAGGAAAGAAGAAAGAGAAAGAGAAAAAGGUAGUAGAGGAGGAAGAAGAAAAAAAGGGGGAAGACUUGGAUUUCUGGCUCUCCACUGCUCCACCACCUGCUCCCACUACCCAGCCACAGAGUGAGCCUGAAGUGGGUGCUGCUGUUGUGGCUGAACCUCAAGAGGUAAAAAAGGAAGAAAGGGAAGAGCGAGAUGAGGAGGAGGAUGAUGAAGGAAAGAAAUCCUCCAAGCAUAAGAAGAAAAAGCACAAGAAAGAGAAAGAAGAGAAAUCAAAGGAUAAAAAGAAAUCCAAAAAGAAGAGUCAUCACAGCGAGGAGGAGACAACAGAGUCGGUGCAGAAUGGAACACUAGAUGAUGAACCACUACCACCUAUGUCCAGUUACCGCCUUCUGGCUGAAAAUCCCUACAUUAAAAUGACCUACGAUAUUCAAGGAAACCUCCAGAAUGAUAGUCAAGUUACUGUUUCUGUUAUCUUUGAGAACAAAAGCACUAGCUUCCUUAAGAGCAUGGAACUAAAUGUCCUGGACUCUCUCAACACUAAAAUGAUCCGACCAGAAGGAUCAUCGGUACAUGAUGGGAUACCUGUGCCCUUCCAGCUACCCCCUGGAAUCUCUAAUGAAGCCCAGUUUGUGUUUACACUUCAGAGUAUUGUUAUGGCUCAGAAGUUAAAAGGAACACUGUCCUUUAUAGUCAAAAAUGAUGAAGGUUCAACCCAUGAAAAACUAGAUUUCAAAUUGCACUUCAGUUGCGCUUCAUACUUGAUCACGACGCCUUGCUAUAGCGAUGCUUUUGCCAAGCUCCUAGAGUCUGGGGAUCUGCACAUGAGUUCUAUUAAAGUAGAUGGAAUUAGCAUUUCUUUCCAACAUCUACUGGCAAAGAUCUGUUUUCAUCAUCAUUUUUCAGUUGUGGAACGCGUUGAUUCGUGUGCAUCAAUGUACAGUCGUUCUAUCCAAGGCCAUCACGUCUGCCUACUGGUAAAAAAGGUGAGAGCAUUGUACCACUCUGAAACAAGACCUGAGAGAAACUGA
Messenger RNA from Antrostomus carolinensis (chuck-will's-widow), 3504 nucleotides. RefSeq names its product adaptor related protein complex 3 subunit delta 1 (gene AP3D1). Gene Ontology annotation, biological process: synaptic vesicle budding from endosome; neurotransmitter receptor transport, postsynaptic endosome to lysosome; synaptic vesicle membrane organization. The transcript has 30 exons. NCBI's taxonomy places the organism in Eukaryota, Metazoa, Chordata, Aves, Caprimulgiformes, Caprimulgidae. The record is from RefSeq and is a predicted model, not a curated record. Gene Ontology annotation, cellular component: presynaptic endosome; terminal bouton; membrane coat. The annotation marks the transcript as partial.